UGGAGAAGAAGCAGAAGAAGAAAAUGGCGGAGUACCUGGCGUCCAUUUUCGGCACAGAGAAAGACAAGGUCAACUGCUCCUUCUACUUCAAGAUCGGAGCCUGCAGACAUGGAGACCGCUGCUCCAGAUUACACAACAAGCCAACGUUCAGCCAGACCAUCCUGAUCCAGAACAUCUACCGGAAUCCUCAGAACAGCGCUCAGACGGCCGACGCAUCCCGCUGCGCCGUCAGUGAUGUGGAGAUGCAGGAACACUACGACGAGUUCUUCGAGGAAGUGUUCACGGAGAUGGAGGAGAAGUACGGGGAGGUGGAGGAGAUGAACGUGUGUGACAACCUGGGAGACCACCUGGUGGGCAACGUCUACGUCAAGUUCCGCCGUGAGGAGGACGCGGAGAAAGCCGUCAUGGACCUGAACAACCGCUGGUUCAACGGCCAGCCCAUCCACGCCGAGCUGUCCCCCGUCACCGACUUCAGGGAGGCCUGCUGCCGCCAGUACGAGAUGGGGGAGUGCACCCGUGGAGGCUUCUGUAACUUCAUGCACCUGAAGCCGAUCUCCAGGGAGCUGCGCCGGGAGCUGUACGGCCGCCGCAGGAAACGGCACCGCUCCCGCUCUCGCUCCCGGGAAAGACGCUCGCGCUCCAGGGACCGGCGGCGGGACCGCGAGAGGCCGCGGAGGUCCAGGGACCGGGAGCGUUCUGGAAGGUUUUGAGGGGGCCCGGACCCCCCGUCCCCCAUCCUCUGUCCCCAGUCCCAGCAGUGACCACCCUUCUGUCCCCGGU
Molecule: messenger RNA, 780 nt
Organism: Salarias fasciatus (jewelled blenny)
Lineage: Eukaryota; Metazoa; Chordata; Actinopteri; Blenniiformes; Blenniidae
Product: splicing factor U2AF 35 kDa subunit
Exons: 8
Coding region: 24-710 (228 amino acids)
Biological process (GO): mRNA splicing, via spliceosome
Cellular component (GO): U2AF complex
Molecular function (GO): RNA binding; metal ion binding
Source: RefSeq, a predicted model, not a curated record